Messenger RNA from Drosophila bipectinata, 2500 nucleotides. RefSeq lists its product as uncharacterized. The record is from RefSeq and is a predicted model, not a curated record. NCBI's taxonomy places the organism in Eukaryota, Metazoa, Arthropoda, Insecta, Diptera, Drosophilidae.
AUGAGCACCACCCCGAAGUGGUACUGCCGCAACAAAUCCCAGCCGAUGCACACGUUCGCGGAAAUCGGCAAGUUGGGCCUAGAGCUGCGGCGUAUUACCAAACGGAUAGUGAUCGACGUUAACUCGGCUAUAUUCAGCGAGAAUGAUACGAUUUUGGAGGAGUGCGAACGGGUGGUGGAGCAGUACUGGAAUCUCAAGGACGAAACCAAGAAUGCCGACUUUCAGUCACUAUCAAAGAAGAUCAAGCGCAGCCCCUACAACCAGCUGCUGAUGAAGAAGUUCCAGUUGAUCAUGGAGCUCAAUGACAGGCGCUUUUGUCAGUUAACUUUUGUUCUUAAAAAGACACUAAGUUUCCUCCUUCGCAAGUCCAUGCAGUCGGAAAUGUGGUUGAACUGGGCUCUGCACAUCACUCAGCUGUACAACAAGUGCCGCAAGGUGGAGAAAAAACCGGAGAAAGUGGAGGUGGACCCUCAGCCAGGCGAGGAGGAGCUUGAAGAGGAGCCCAAGCUGGGCAGCAAGAGGAAGGAGGAAAUGCACGCCAACGUCUGCAGCAAUAUGUUUCCAGGUCUUCUAUUGACUCUAAAGCCAAUAGAUUUUGGAUAUGUGCUUCAGUUAGUGGCCCAGAAUCGAGUGGAACAAAAUGCUUUGGAUCUAGUAUUUGGGCUCUUCAACAUGGGAGAGCAGGAUGCCUGGCGGGAACAACAGCAUCUGGAGUCCACAUCCUCCAGUCUGGAGAUUCUUCGCACCUUGAACAUUUCCUUUGCCGCCGGCGAUUAUCAACCUUAUUGCGAUUCUGCCCAAGAUUACAAGUCCAUGCAGAUGGCAGAUUCGAACCUUCAGGAACAGGAUCAUCAAAGUCAAAGCUUGCGGUGCAAACAUACGGAAAGUUUUCUCCAGAAAGAGCGCGUUUUCAUAGCCCAGUUAAUAGCGAAGGCCACAGAGAUAAGUCCAACUAUUUUUGAUAAUGGCAAGAAAGGACCUGUGGACAUGAAUAUUUAUAUUGUAAAGGGGUUGCGCUUACUCUGGUCCUAUGUGGGCAUUAUUUUGGACCACAUCCUGCUUUGGUGGAUAGACACUCCGGUGUCCUGUUAUCGUCUUACCCAUAUUGAUUCUAUUCGCAGUUGGCUCUAUCAUCAAAGUGUUAAUGACAUACCGGAGCCUGUUUUCUCAACACUACGUGGUAUCGGCGAGAUCCUGACUGGUUUUGUGUGCAACAACAUAUGGGAUCAGCUAUUCCGUCUUACCCUCAUCUCGUCCAACAACACUACGCGUCUGGUAGAUGCAGUUGUGGAGCAGUAUCGCGAUUGCCCCAAAAACGAAUUUGGUACCCCAACUGGCACUGUCUGGAUCAGCGUGUUCGCCAAUCUCGUCAACUUGAGCAACCAAUACUUUUCCAAUCUGGAGGCUCACAACAAUUCCAGCUUGCUGCCCGUGGCUGAGCAAAUACCCAUUCUCCAUAGAUUGGAUCACUCGGUGCAUUCAAUGCGUCUCUGGGUCACCGAACAGGCUAAGCUUUUGUGCUGCGAAUGGAAAAUGGACCGAUUCUUCCAGAUACUGGAGCACGAUGUGAAACUCUGUCUCAAUGUCUUCAUAACCUUUCAACUGCCGAAACUCACUGCCGAUCUGAGCGAUAUCCUGAUGUUGGUUUGUGUUGCCCUGCGAACCAAGUUAAUCACCGAGGUCAAUGCCAAUAUAGACAAGCUAAAGAAAACCACCGAUGAGUGUGUUCAAAUUCUAUCCGCGGUCUGCCGAGUCCUUAGCCUGGCCAAUUUUACUCUCUGCUUUCCCGCCGCCACCUUCUGGCAACGCGAGGUCUACAACAACGAUGAGAAGAGCCUGUACGUAGGCUAUGUGCUGGACGAGAUCUACCUUCCGACCAUACGUGCCACCAAGGACAUUGUCAUCCUCAAACUGAUCCUGAAACUAAUUUGCGAGGCCUGGCUGGACUUUAUUUAUCAGAAACGGAUACGCUUCAGCGUGAAUGGAGCUGUACGGUUGCUCAACGACUUUGACGAUGUUCGGGAGUGGAUUCUGGCCUGCACUUUGCUGGAUGAAGAGCAGCUGGAGAAGCUGAGCAAUCACGAGGUACUGCGAAUGUGUAAGGGAGUGGGAAAAAUACUCCUCCGUAAGCCGGAGGAUGUGAUAUCCAUUACCCAGUCGCCCAAGUUCGACAAGAAGGCGCAAGACGCCUCUGCCCAGGACACCCAAUUACCCUCGGAGAUGUUUGUGUCCAAUCAGAAGCACUGGCUACAACUACGGGCCAGUGGAGGCACUGGGUUUCCCUUCCUGAAACUUUGCUGCGGCGAUGCUGCCAUGUAGUUGGACCUUUUAAAAGGGUACAAGAGUUUAUUGAGUCGCUAAAAUGCUUUACAAAAGUGUGGGUCUAAAAUAAAUAUAUAUUAGAAAAGAGGAGAAACUAUGGUUAUGUUCUUUUUGAGUGGAAGUCUCCCUUAGGCGGGCACCUUGCGACUGAUGACUUUUAUCAGCUCGUCGACGCGCU